Messenger RNA from Pichia membranifaciens NRRL Y-2026, 3700 nucleotides. RefSeq lists its product as hypothetical. Bases 267 to 3581 code for a protein of 1104 amino acids. The record is from RefSeq and is a predicted model, not a curated record. NCBI's taxonomy places the organism in Eukaryota, Fungi, Ascomycota, Pichiomycetes, Pichiales, Pichiaceae. Gene Ontology annotation, biological process: regulation of DNA-templated transcription. The transcript has a single exon. Gene Ontology annotation, molecular function: DNA-binding transcription factor activity, RNA polymerase II-specific; zinc ion binding.
UCUUUUUUAACAGGAUUGGGGCUCAGAGAGGGAGAAAGCGGGCCGGGGUGAGAUUUUGUAUCGCUUCUCUCCGUGGAGUGCCUAAUUUUUUCCCCUACGUGGGGGAGAGGAAACCUUAUAGGCUCUCUCUGCCUCCGGCAUGCGUUCGGAACCUGGUUGCGGUGAUAGCACGCUAGGCUGUAUUUGGCGGGCAGUACUUCAGAGGACCGUAGGACAUCCGGAGGGUGAUAUUGCGAGGCUUCUUGUUGAUGUGAAGGGAGCAGGAAAUGAGCAGGGCAGGCGAGGAUUUAGGCAAGUCAAGGCUCAAGCACCACAAGGUGCUUCCCAACGUGCAUCCGACGAACUCGUUGAUUCUUCCCGACGGGAAGAUCUUCAAGGUCCAGAAGAAGCGGCAGCGCAAGAUCCACAGCUGCAUCCCGUGCCACCAGCGCAAGAUUAGAUGUUCCCGGGAGACCCCAACGUGUCUGAACUGCCUCAAGCUGGCAGAGAAGAACCCCUCUGAAAAAUAUGAGAUCUUGGACGCAUGCAAGUACUUCGACAACGACAAGAAGAAGAAUUUAAAGAAAAAGGGCGUUAGUUUUGGCACAUCGGCGGCGGCGGCGGCGGCGACAGCGUCGUCGUCAAGGAGGAGCAUGAGAACCGCUGUGUCCUCUUCCGGAGCGGGCCAUGUGUCGAACGACACCGAAGAGCUGGAAUAUGAAAAACUCAGCGGAGAGGAGGAGCAGGAAGAAGGGGCCGAAGAGCUCGACACGGCUUAUCAAAAAGACAGCGGGGACUGCCAGCAGUUGGCAGGCAUCAACAACAAUAGCAGUAGAAGUAGAAGCAGCAGCAGCAAUAGUAGCACAACCAACUCGCAGACAGACGCUUUUUCCAGUAUCUUAGUUACCCAACCUUUCUACGAAAACGACUAUGCCGGACACUUCGGAAGACCCACCGGUGUAGGAGCAAGGGAGGGCGGUGAAGAACCGAAAACCUACAGCAAUACCAACCCCACCGCCGGCGCCCGCACCGAUACCAGAGACACGGCCGAUCUCAGUGCUGAGGGGAAGACCAGAAGCAAAAGCAAGAGCAGCAAAAUUGACAACACCAAUAAUGACUAUAAUACCGGCAACACCAACUAUACUAUCAGCCUUGGCCAGAGAAAUGGAGCUGGCGAAAAAUAUAAUCUUGUGGAAGAUAAUGUUAACGAAAAAUUGGGCCACACUAACGAAUACACUAACGACUUCCCCAUAGACCAGAAUGAGUUUGUGUAUGUACCAAGAGACGAGUCCGGCGAGCAUAUGAAUGACGCAGAAAGAAAUGGUUUCUCCUAUCAGAACCCGAACAACCUCUAUCCGGACGACCACAUAUAUUCUCACUACUCAAAGCAAUUUGCCUCCCAGUUCAUUACGAUGCUCAACAACCUCCCCACGAGAGAGAGAUCAGACGAGUUGUUAAAGAACUUCCAAACAAACGUGCAUUCUUUGCUACCGAUUUUGGACAUGAACGGUUUCUUGGAGAAAUACGACGAAUUUUGGUACUGCGGCUUGUUUUUGACUGACAACAUAGAAAAAUUGUAUCAGUAUACCAUCUACUUCAAAGACAAGUACCCUUCUGUCAUACCCGGCAAGAUCAACGAUUUCCUGUAUUGGUAUCACAAAACUAACGGCUCAUUAAAUCCUUCCAACUUCUCAGAGUUUUUGAUCCUUCUUUACGCCGUUUAUUAUACCUCAAUUUCAAGCUCAGUCUACGAAUUUCUUUCCAAGAAAUAUGACAACUUCAACAAUAUUUUGUCUUACAAAAACGAGGUUAACAAAUACUACAACAUGUUCAAAAAUAUGAACCACAAGGGACUCAAUAAUCCAAGGGUCAUGUCCUUGGCAGUUUUACAAAUCAAUGUGUUAGUGCAAUCGAUUACCAACCUUAAGUCAGGGAAAUCCUUGAUCAAUAUUUCCAAAAUUUUGAGAAUUUGUCAAUUCUAUCAAUUGAAUAGAGACCCCGUCUUAUAUCAUGCACUCAAAGAUAAAGAAUUGGUACAGACCAGAAGAAUAGUUUGGUGGCAAAUUUUCUUAUUGGAUAAUCUAGUAUCAUUUUUCUUAAAUUUAACUCCCUCAAUCAAGUUGUCUGACUUUGAUACUAGCUUAUUGAUGGAGAAUUUGGAUCAUGACUCAUGCGCUAAUUUUUCAAUUAUGUAUUUGAACUGCAUGUACAGAUUUAUUCUGAUUGUCGACGACUUGAAUGGUUUAACAAACGGCUUGAACUUUCAGCUGAAAAACGAGGAUAUUAAUAAGAUGAAAAGUAAUAUCAAUAAUUUGUUCAUCACUUGCAACUCAACGAUGAAAAAAAUGAGUGCCAUAUUUUACAGUAUACCCAACAACAGUGAAAUGUUGUCUACGGACAACAACUCAAGUUCCAAUCCAAGUCCAUCUAAUCAAUACCAGCAUCGCCCAAUCUCACGCCAACAACAACAUCAAAGUCCACUGAGCAAUAGUGUAGAAACCGAUCCAACAUUAAACUCAACCAGCUACAGCUUCCACGAGCCAUCGCUUGACACUUUCAGGUUUUUCAUGUCUUCUUUAAAUAUUUUAAGUGACAAGAUGUUGAUUAUGCUCCAAAAAAAAAUCUUACUGAGCCCAUAUUUGAUUUAUGACACCCACAAGACAAACUCGAAUCUAAAUUUGAGGUUGAAUAGUACCGAGUACAGUUACACAGAUUUACAAAACAACUUGUUACCAUCGCUUCUACACUAUUUGGACACUUUCUUGUUGUUAUCGAAAAAGGAUAUGCUUAAGUUUAACUGGAAGCUGAAAAAUUACAUUCCUAUUGAUGAGUUGAUUUUGCUAAUGCAAAUAUUAGCAACAAACUACAAGUCGGGGAUCUUUCAAAAUGAAAUUGAUAAAUUCUCUGAUAUAAACUUAAAAAUAUAUUUGAUUGAUCAAACAAUAAAUUCAUUGAAGUUGAACUGGCAUCUCAAAUUAUCAAGUGUCAACAAAUUGAUUUCUUUGACGUCUAAACUAUGGGAAUUGAUGAUACUCAAAUUCAACAUUGAUUUAGCUUUGUCCUACUCGAUGUCUGACAAGUACAUCUUCCCUAAACCUGUCCAUGAAGUUUUGUCACCGGGGAACUAUUCUCGGAACAUUAAUAUUUCGUCCAAUUCUGUUAGUUGCGCAGAAAUAGCACCAAGGACAAUUGGAAUUGCAUCAGCUCUGGAUACACCUCUUCGAAAUAUGGACUCAAAGCAAAAGGGUACAAUGAGCAAUGAUACCCCAGAUCAAAAUCCGUUCAACUACUUAAAUCCAUCAAAUAAUGAGAAACAAAGCUACAACAAGCAAAAGACCAAUGACGCGAUACGCCCAUCAUGUUCGAUAGUGGACAUGAACUUGAACAUUAAGGAGAGGUUUUUCAGUGUUGCUAAACUGGUGGAAGAUGAACUUUCCAAAGAAGGCGGAUCUGGAAUAAUACAAGAUACAGAUGACAAUGAAGAAGGGUGGUUCAAUCUCGGCACAGAAGAAGAAUAUGGAUUAAACUCAAUUGAUGAUUUCCACUUCUACAAGAACUUGAAAUCUGAUGUCAUCAGGCUAUUCAAACUCGUUGUGUGUUGAAUUAACAUGCUCACUAUAUAGCUAUCAAGAGAUAAUGUUUUGUAUACGUCUAAAGUCAAAUCAUUAAACUUCCUCAAAGCUUGUUGUAAGCAAAAAGGAAUGUGACAAUGAUCAUCGCA